GGGGAACCUGGACAAUCUGAUCCUUUCGACGAGAAAUCUCAUCAUCACAGUCGGGCGAUCAUCAUCAUCAUCACCAUCAUCAUUUCACAACCGUUGUUAUUCUUCAUCUUAUCAGAUUGUGAUCAGAUAAGAACCGAUCAUCGUUAAUACUCCUCAGGUACCUACUUCCCAUAUUGCUGUCAACUGGCCAGGGCUUUCUCUCUCUCGGGGGACGGAAAAGAGGCUAGUCAGCUCAGCCCAGCCUACGCAUCUGCUGCCGUCAUUACUUCCACGUCGAAUGAGGGCGAGGCCAAGACUCGGAAUACGAGAGCUAGUAAGAGUUUUUGGGCGUGCAGUUCGUGGCCAUGACGGCCAAGGGGAACGAUUGACACCUUUUUCCCACAGCUACAUUGGCAGAUUUUUGUCUGCUGCUGCUGUACUCAAGAAGCGGUAUCUCCUCUAUAACGUUCUUUUGGAGGGUGUGGACAUACAGGCUAUGGUGGCGGUCUGGUUGAGGGCGAUUUGAUCUUUUUCAUUGGAAAGAAAUCUCUGUCCUCCAUCCCAACCAGUAGCAGAUCAGCACCAGCCCAGUUACAAGCAAAAAGGAGAAGGAAAGGGCAUCAUCGAGGAGAAAGCAUCAUCGAGAUCAACACGGAAACAACCCACGGGAAGUCAUGCCGACAACCAUCCGACAACUCCUCACUGGACCCAGCAGCCACCCCCGAUAUGUCCGACUGCACAAUGCCAGCUACACGACCCGAGAGCUCCUCGGCGAGAUCAUGUCGAUGGCGAGCCGGAUCGUACGCCGCGUGUCGGAGGCGGAGAUGAACAGUAAUGAUCAGAGAUGGUGGCCGAUUCGGGAAAUCGCCAGCAAGUGGGACAGUAUUCGAGCGUAUCCGGAGAUGUUGCAGGAUGCAGAUCUGGAGUUGUUGAAAAUUCUGGUACUGGAUGCGUAUGCUGAUAUGGAGAGGCUGGAGGCGCGCUGAAUGAGGUCUGUGUGCAGAUCAGUGGGAAACCUUGGGGCUGUUAUUUGUUGUUGGUGAUCUUGAAGCAGAGACUGCUGCUAGUGGGAGCAUUCCAUGUGAAAGGAGUGUAUGCAAGGCUGUGAGAGAGAAGCUGGAAGCUAGAAGUAUCAGCUGAGUAACAGGCAGGGAGGUAGAAGCUGAGAUGGGCAGGAGAGACAUUGAUCGUUCCACUCUCCACUCAACUGCCCGUAUGGGAUGUCCAACCUGACAGCACCUCAUUUCUGCACCCUCGUCACACACACGCACAAACACACACACACAGACUUGAGUCAGCCACAUUGCGUCGGAUACACUUGCUGCAUAUAUACGAGGACACCACACCGGCCCCUGUACACGGCUCGUCGGCAGGAGCAUAUGCACAUGCAUGCAGGUAGGAGGUAGGUAGGGUAGGUACGGUGUACUGGCGUUAUCGUCGAGGGCAAGGUCGGCUCGUCGCAUGGACGAGGUGUAAGCUGCGGUACCUGAAGUAUCUUGGAUUCCUGCUGCUAGAUAAGAAAUGUCCACCACACAGCCUGGACAGUAGAAGACUGUAGAGUACUGGAUCGGAGCAGAGACCGAGGGCCAAUGGGACCAUUUCCAUGUCCAUGAUCCUGGAUUGGUCGAAGAGGUUGAUCAACUUGACGGGUAACAACAUGAGGUGGUACAGCAUGGAAGCGGCAGUCCCCAUCAUCAAACGAUGGCAUGGCAGACAGACGCCCUUGUGCUGCAUUCAGGUCGUGUUGGUGCUGUGGACUUCGGCUCGCCAUGCUUGGGACCAUCUGCUCUCAUGCUUCAACCUGCAUGAACAGACAGAGAAAGCGGAGGCGGAAGCUUGCCUUGCAGACGAGUGAGCUCGGGGAGACUAUAUGUACCUACAUACCUGACAGGUACUCUCGGGAAGCUCUCGGCAGGAAGCAGAUGGGGGCGGCGAAGGGAAAAUUUGUCGAUGGCGAGGACCUGCUUUGCGCUACAGUGGCGUUCCUGUCUCGACUAUCCUUGGCAGGUACAGCGGGUGCUCAAGGAGAGGUAGGUCUGGUAGCUAGUGCCAGACGGGCGCCACCUGAUGGACCUCUCGUGGUCUUGAUCCCGAGAUGGGACACCUUGUCUCGCUGUACUGGGCUCGAAAGUGAGUGAAAGGACGACUGUCCAGGGCCGGCCUUGCAUGUCACACUCGGGGGAAAAGCAAAGCAUUGGUUCUGCAGGGUGGGAAACG
Molecule: messenger RNA, 2196 nt
Organism: Sphaerulina musiva SO2202
Lineage: Eukaryota; Fungi; Ascomycota; Dothideomycetes; Mycosphaerellales; Mycosphaerellaceae
Exons: 1
Coding region: 1686-2117 (143 amino acids)
Source: RefSeq, a predicted model, not a curated record